Huiozyma naganishii CBS 8797 is the source of this 1071-nucleotide messenger RNA. RefSeq names its product phosphatidylinositol transporter (gene PDR17). Gene Ontology annotation, molecular function: phosphatidylinositol transfer activity. Lineage: Eukaryota; Fungi; Ascomycota; Saccharomycetes; Saccharomycetales; Saccharomycetaceae. Bases 1 to 1071 code for a protein of 356 amino acids. The transcript has a single exon. The record is from RefSeq and is a predicted model, not a curated record.
AUGGGUCUGUUCUCACGCAAGAAGGAUGCACCAGCGGCGAAGAAGCGCGACGACCUGAUCCCAUGCGACAGGAUGGUCCUGGACCCGCCGCAACAGAAGGGCAAGCACGGGUACGGCCACGGGUUGUCACGUAUCUCGCCAGAGCAGCAGCAGAUGUACACCCGUGUGCGGAACCACUUCGCGGACGAGGCACUAGUACUGCCACAGGACACUAACGCCAGUGGUAAUGACUCCGCUGAACUGACACCUCUGAGCUCAUGGGAAAGGUUCUGGGUCUCGAGGGAGUGUAUCCUGCGGUACCUGCGGGCGAGCAACUGGCACGAGGAGGAGGCAGUCAAGAACUUGUCUGAGACGCUUGUGUGGCGCCGUGAGACUGGGCUCACUCACGAUCCCAAUGCCUCCACGGCACCGGGACUCUCCGCAGAGAGUGUCGCAGUGGAGAACGAGACCGGGAAGGAGUUGGUCCUUGGGUUUGACCGUGACAGUAGACCGCUCUUCUACAUGAAGAACGGGCGCCAGAACACGGAACCGUCCUUCCGGCAAGUCCAGCACAUGAUCUACAUGACCGAGGCAGCCGUGACCGCUUGUCCACAGGGUAUAGAUCAGAUCACAGUGCUCGUGGACUUCAAGUUGUACAAGGAACCCGGAAUCAUCUCGGACAAGGCGCCACCUAUCGCAAUCGCGCGCGCGUGCCUCAACGUCCUCCAAAACCACUACCCAGAGAGACUCGCCAAGUGCAUUCUCAUCAACAUCCCAUGGUAUCUAUGGGCGUUCGUCAAAAUGAUGUACCCGUUCUUGGACCCGGCUACCAGAGAGAAGGCCGUCUUCGAUGAACCUUUCGAGAAGUAUAUCGACCCAGAUCAACUCGACGCUCAGUACAACGGGAAACUGGAUUUCCACUACAAGCACGACGUGUACUGGCCAGAUAUGGUCGCCAAGUGCGACGCUAGCCGCGAAAGACAGUACGAACGGUUCUCCCAGUUUGGCGGGGCGGUCGGGCUAAGCGAGUUCGACUUCAAGGGGACACACGACGAGCUCAAGUACCCAAUUGACUACGACAUGAGCAAGUAG